GCUGAUCUGCGACUGCGCAGGAUGAGUGCCACGUACUGGUUGACGUUGACAGUUUGGAGGACACUUCCUGAUGCUGGCACCCGGGUUAAGCUAGGCUAGCUACCAGUUUUACUUUCACGGUUUGGGAGAACCUGUGAAACACAGCGUGGUCAAGUCGUCUGAUUUAGUGGUGGGAGCAGAAGAGGUCGGACGGCACCAUGAACGGCCAGCUGGACCUGAGCGGGAAGCUGAUCAUCAAAGCCCAGUUGGGUGACGACAUCAGACGCAUCCCUAUCCAUAACGAAGACAUCACCUACGAUGAGCUGGUGCUGAUGAUGCAGCGUGUCUUCAGAGGGAAGCUGCAGAGUAAUGACGAGGUUACUAUUAAGUACAAGGACGAGGAUGACGACCUCAUCACUAUCUUCGACAGCUCUGACUUGUCCUUCGCCAUUCAGUGCAGUAGAAUACUCAAACUCACUUUGUUUGUUAAUGGUCAGCCGCGGCCUUUGGAGUCCAGUCAGGUGAAGCACCUGCGCAGGGAGCUCAUCGAGCUCAGGAAUAAAGUCAACAACCUCCUGGACAGCCUGGAGCCCCCCUCAGAGCCUGGUGUGGCUGCCACAGCACCUGACAGUGAAUCAGUGGACGGACGUGAAGGCAAAGUGUUGGCAACAGACCCCGCAGCGAAACAGGUCACUCCAGUCAGCGCAGCCAGUAUGUCAGCCUUCGACCCGUUGAAAAACCAGGAUGAGGUCAGCAAGAAUGUCAUCUCCGCUUUUGGCCUGAGUGAAGACCAGGCCCCAGCUCCCCCAGCGGUUGCCCCAGAGGAGCGCUCGGGAACCCCUGACAGCAUCAACUCCGCCUCAUCUGCACCCCCUCAGCCAGGAGUGCCCCCACAACCUCAGGCCCCCUAUCCUGGAGUACAGCAGGGACCCCCAGCAAGCAUGGAUGGUCAGGUGUACCAGCAGUACCAGGCUCCAGGUGGAUACCCACCUCAGCAACCAGGUGCCCCACCACAGCAGCAGUACGGCAUGCAGUACUCUGGAUACAGUGCUCAACCCGGAGCCCCUCAGCCCGGCCCACCACAGCCACCACAACAGCAGCAGCAGCAGCAGCAGCAGCAGCCGUUUCAGAACUACCCUCCCCCCUCCUCCCAGGCUCCUGCCCCUGCCCCAGCUCCUGCUCAAGCUCCAGGCUUCCAGGGUGGCCAGCAGCAGCCCCAUCCAUCUCAGGCAGCCCAGCAGUAUCCACCAGGAGCCUUCCCUCCCCAAAACUAUACCUCCCAGGCCUCACAGCCCGCCAACUACAGCAUGCCGCCUGGCUCCCAGCCCAGUUCAGGGUACCAACCCCGCCCUGGAUACACCCCACCUCCAGGCAGCACCCCACCACCAGGAGCUGCUAACCCAUAUGCCCGCAACCGCCCCCCUUACGGCCAGGGCUACACUCAGCCAGGCCCUGGAUACCGGUAAAAAAGGAUAGCGGAUGUUACUGAUCCUCACACAUACACACCCUAGAUCCCCUUCCCUGUUAUGUGGCUCCAACUGUUUGGAGUGGGUGCGGGAAACUACUGCUCUGCAUCCCCCCCCCCGUACAAAAUAUCAAAUCCAAAUAUGAAACAAGAAACUCCCCAAGUCUGAUGGUUAGUGUUUGUAUGCCGUCUGUCCAAAUUACCACUCUGUCCUGGCCCCGGUGUUUGUUCUUGGUGUUAUUUUCUCUGCCACUGUCAGCUCUGCCCUCCUGUAUCUGUCAAUGUAAAAUGUAACAAGUCUGUAUGCACACACCUGGAAGACCAAAACAGGCUGUUGCACAACAACUGUCAUCAUUUUUUUUUUCUUCAUGGUAACACUUCAUUGGGGAGUGAGAUCAGCAACCAGAUUCUGCACUUUUCAUACAUGUCAAUGACAGACAUCUCAACCUGUUGUUUACUCUGUGGAAAUGCACUCAUAAAAAAAACACACUCUCUAAUGAGAGUUACCCUUGUUGUUUGUUUUGUCUGUUUGUUGAGUUUUUUUUUUCUUUAUUUGAUCAAUGUCACCACCAUGUCGGUAUUAAUGAUGUAUCAACAAAACUGAACUGCCCCAUGUUGGGAACACUAGCUGAGUGAUGGCUGAUGGGAAGUGUAGAUCCCUCUGUCAUAAAGAAGGCUUCUUUUGUUUAGCUUGUUAUAUCACCUCCAGUAAAGCCUGCUAUCCCUCCCUCUUUCUCUUUAUCUUAUCACUGGUUUUUACUAAUAAAUCAAAUUCCACCUUUAAGUGAGAUUAGUUGUUUAUGUACAAACUGUAACAUUUUUUUCUUGAACCUAAUAAAUGAUUGAGACCCA
This is a messenger RNA of Notolabrus celidotus (New Zealand spotty), 2296 nucleotides long. It is a transcript of the gene tfg, whose product is annotated as trafficking from ER to golgi regulator. The coding region runs from base 198 to 1445 and encodes 415 amino acids. Gene Ontology annotation, cellular component: endoplasmic reticulum exit site. The transcript has 8 exons. NCBI's taxonomy places the organism in Eukaryota, Metazoa, Chordata, Actinopteri, Labriformes, Labridae. Gene Ontology annotation, biological process: COPII vesicle coat assembly; endoplasmic reticulum to Golgi vesicle-mediated transport. Gene Ontology annotation, molecular function: identical protein binding. The record is from RefSeq and is a predicted model, not a curated record.